Messenger RNA from Plasmodium coatneyi, 2013 nucleotides. RefSeq lists its product as uncharacterized. The record is from RefSeq and is a predicted model, not a curated record. The transcript is spliced from 2 exons. Bases 1 to 2013 code for a protein of 670 amino acids. NCBI's taxonomy places the organism in Eukaryota, Apicomplexa, Aconoidasida, Haemosporida, Plasmodiidae.
AUGGGGUACUUUUCCAAUUCGGUGUUUAGAAGCAAUUUGUUGACGAGGAGGAAAGCCACCACGGCUGUUGGGUGGCCUGCUAUAAAACGGUGGACCUGUGCGAAACGGUGGUUUUCCUCGAAAAGGAUCCCCCUAGUGUGCAUAAGCAAAAUAAGCGAAAUUAAGCAGAUGGUACGUUAUGUGGAAAGCACAUACGCACAUAACAGUGAACAAACCGAGAGAGACAUUUUUGAAAAUAAUUUUCGAAAAAGUCAGGUGACAAACUUCGUGCACAUAGAUCACAAUUUCGAAAAGGUUUACAACCUGUGGAAUGACUUCCAUUUUGGGGGUAAAGUAAAUGUACGAGACAAUGUAAACACAAACGGGGAGAAUACCCCCCAAAAGGGUAAGAAGGAAUGUGAGGAAGGGAACAAUGUCUUUAAAUUUUGUUCGGAUGAACAAGGGAAUAGAAGUGUCAUGAGAAGGAAUUUGGUCGGCAUUUACAUUCCCACGAAUAGGAGCAUUCACUCAGUGGACAUUAACUAUUAUUACAUUUUCAAAAGUUUGAAGGAUUCCUUUAAGGGGAAAUUGUUCUUUGAGAUUUAUUUUAUCCUGCCGAACUGCAUUUUCCAUCUAUCGUUUGUUGAGAGUUUUAAGGCGUUAAUUUAUUACGAAAGGGUUAUUGCACACACGAGGAGGGAAAAUAAAAAGAGGGAGUUAAGUUUGCAAAAGAAAAUGAAAAAUAAUUUGCUCCAAAAGGUGUAUAGGCGAAGAAAAGCUGAUUUAAAGAAGGGACUUAGGGAAGAAUUGGAAAAAAUCCUUUCGCAGAAGAAGUACACAAAAGUAAUUUACGAAGAUGCUAUUGAGUUGUGUUCCUUUUUUGCCAACUUUUUAAAAAUUAAUUCGUUUAAUUUUAUAGAUUUGCACCAUCUCUACCAGGAUGUGAUAGCGCUAUACGAGAUCAACCUUUCGAAACGAAGUAUCUUUUCGGUUAUCCCUAUUUUGUUCCCUGGAAUUUUCGACAGUUCGCUCGUCUGUGAGUACGGGAGGGUGCAGUCUUGCGAAGGGAUGCACUAUACCAACGGGGUGCAUUGCUCUAACGAGCUCCUGCGUAAAGACGGAAUAGCCACUCCCUCGAAGGCAAAAUAUGGAAGCGCAUUGAAAUAUGAGAGCACUGACGAUAGUAAUCAGCUUGUUAACUUUGAAAAGCACUUAAUACACAUUUUGUAUAUAUUUCCAUGCGCCCAUAAAUUACUGAUAAAGUAUAAGGACCUGGAGGGACACAACAUCUGCUACAAAAUGAACGAAUUUGUUGACAAGUACAACUCGCUGAACAAUUUUGGAGCCAUGUUGGUGAUAAAAAAAAAUGCCAAACUAUUUUCCAAUGAGGGUAUAAGAAAAAGAAAUAAAAUGAUUCCUUCGGAGAUUACCUCCUGUAGCUAUCAACUGAACAGUGGUAAACUUCUAAACUCCGUGUGCAACAAUUUAAGCGAAAACGAAGAGGCCAUAUAUAACCAUCCCCUAAUUGUGGGUAAAAAUAUAUAUGCGUACAUAUACGAGGUGAAUAGGUGUAGCAAAAGUAUAUUUUUCCGCUUCAAUUUAAACGCAAAAGAUGUCCUCUUUCGAAAUAUUCUAUCGAAUGAGGUAAAAUGGACCUGUUUGGAGAGGAAAACAAAUGGGAGCAAACUUAACCGCUUAUGGAGAAACAUAAAUGAGGGUCUCUUUUUAGGAAAGUCAAAAGUGCAAAUCAGUAGGAACCAAAAAUUGUACAAUUAUAAAAAUAACAUACUGACGGGGGUGUUGCACGAUAAGGAAAAUAAUUUUCACUAUUUUGACGAUAAACGGGUUGGCGAUGUGGUCCUGUGCACGAUAUGCGACAUUUCGGCGUGCGGAAAAUUUAUUUAUUUGCAAAGGUUCGACAAGGAAAAUUUGAUUUUUCACUUCCGAAAGGAGAAAUACGUCAAUUUGGAAAAAAAUUUUGACUAUGACGAUGUUAGCAAUUUGGAUGAAAAGGUGUUACGGGAGCUUCUGUAA